Molecule: messenger RNA, 6922 nt
Organism: Papaver somniferum (opium poppy)
Lineage: Eukaryota; Viridiplantae; Streptophyta; Magnoliopsida; Ranunculales; Papaveraceae
Product: protein furry homolog-like
Exons: 17
Coding region: 194-6721 (2175 amino acids)
Biological process (GO): cell morphogenesis
Cellular component (GO): site of polarized growth; cell cortex
Source: RefSeq, a predicted model, not a curated record
CAUACCGAUCUAACGGGUUUGUUUCUUUUCUCUCUUCUCGUUGAUCAGUGGAGUAGUGGAAAGUGAGUUAGGGUUCCGUGUUGAUCUCUACUGAAGCUUUCAUGAAACUCCUUGAAAGUUAAAAUUGGAUAUUUCAGGUUGAGGGAAUGAAAUUAAGUUAUUAAUUUGAAGAAAUUCAAGAAGUGGGUAAAAAAUGAGGACUGGUAGUGCUGCUAAGUUGAUUGUGGAUGCGUUGCUGCAGAGGUUUCUUCCACUUGCUCGACGUCGCAUUGAAACAGCGCAAGCACAGGAUGGGCAGUACCUUAGGCCGUCUGAUCCAGCUUAUGAACAAGUUUUAGACUCAUUAGCUAUGGUGGCUCGGCAUACACCAGUUCCUCUACUUGAAGCUUUAUUAAAGUGGAGAGAAAGUGAAUCUCCAAAGGGUGCAAAUGAUGCUGCUACAUUCCAAAGAAAGCUUGCGGUGGAGUGCAUAUUUUGUUCAGCAUGUAUCCGCUUUGUUGAGUGCUGCCCACAGGAAGGGCUUACAGAGAAACUUUGGUCUGGGCUGGAGAAUUUUGUAUUCGACUGGCUUAUCAAUGCUGAUAGAGUUGUAAGCCAGGUUGAGUAUCCUUCAUUGGUGGAUCUGCGGGGACUACUUUUAGACCUAGUGGCACAGCUCCUUGGUGCGUUAUCACGGAUCAGGUUUAGCUCUGUUACAGAGCGCUUCUUUAUGGAACUCAAUACUCGUCGUAUCGACACGAGUGCGGCAAGAAGUGAAACCCUUAAUAUCAUUAAUGGGAUGCGCUACCUAAAACUUGGGGUUAAAACUGAGGGUGGGCUUAAUGCAUCGGCUUCCUUUGUGGCAAAAGCAAACCCUCUUAAUCGUGCUCCGCAUAAAAGGAAAAGUGAACUGCAUCAUGCAUUGUGUAAUAUGCUCUCAAGCAUACUUGCACCCCUUGCAGAUGGUGGGAAAAGCCGUUGGCCUCCAUCAGGUGUUGACCCUGCCCUAACUCUAUGGUAUGAGGCAGUCGGUAGAAUUAGAAGCCAGCUUAUGUAUUGGAUGGACAAGCAGAGUAAACAUAUACCUGUUGGCUAUCCUCUGGUAACUCUUCUUCUCUGCUUGGGUGAUCCUCAAACGUUCAAUAGUAACUUCAGUUCUCAUAUGGACUAUUUAUAUAGACAUCUUAGGGACAAGAACCAUCGUUUCAUGGCUUUGGAUUGUCUUCAUCGGGUUGUGAGGUUUUACUUAAGUGUCUAUGCUGACUUCCAACCAAGAAAUCGUGUAUGGGAUUACCUAGAUAGCGUAACAUCACAGCUUUUGACUGUUUUGAGGAAAGGAAUGCUAACUCAGGAUGUUCAACAUGAUAAACUUGUUGAAUUCUGUGUAACUAUUGCAGAGAGUAACCUCGAUUUUGCAAUGACCCACAUGAUACUGGAGCUUCUUAAAUUAGAUAGUCUAAGUGAAGCAAAGGUUAUUGGCCUUAGGGCUUUGCUUGCGAUUGUUAGAUCUCCUUCAAAUCAGCAGACUGGCUUGGAAGCUUUUCGAGGUCAGGAUAUUGGUCACUAUCUCCCAAAAGUAAAGUCUGCAAUCGAGGCAAUCUUAAGGUCCUGCCACAGAGCUUAUAGUCAAGCACUUCUCACUUCGUCAAAGACUACCAUAGAUGCUGUCACCAAGGAAAAAUCUCAGGGAUAUCUCUUCAGGUCAGUUCUAAAGUGCAUACCAUAUCUGAUCGAAGAGGUAGGCCGCAGUGAUAAAAUCACUGAAAUAAUUCCUCAACAUGGCAUAAGUAUUGAUCCUGGUGUUCGUGAAGAAGCGGUACAAGUUCUUAAUCGGAUCGUAAGGUACCUUCCCCAUCGCCGGUUUGCAGUCAUGAAAGGAAUGGCCAAUUUUACCUUGCGGCUUCCAGAUGAGUUCCCUCUUCUUAUCCAAACAUCAUUGGGACGGCUUGUGGAACUUAUGCGGUUUUGGAGGGCAUGUCUGUCUGAUGAGAGAUUAGAAUAUGAUAGUCAGAUUAUGAAACGGGGAGUCGACGUGGGAAAUGAAGUUACCAAUCAGAGGCAGACAACUUUCCAAAAUUUAGGGGACAUGGUUGACUUUCGCUCAUCCGAAAUGGAUGCAGUUGGACUUAUCUUUCUCAGCUCCGUGGAUAUUCAAAUCAGGCACACCGCACUGGAGUUACUCCGCUGCGUUCGUGCUUUGAGAAAUGAUAUACGAGAUCUCUCAGUUAACGGACGAAGCGAUCAUAAAUUGAAAACGGAAGCUGAACCCAUAUUUGUAAUCGAUGUCUUGGAAGAAAAUGGGGAGGACAUUGUUCAAAGCUGCUACUGGGAUUCUGGCCGACCAUAUGACUUGAGACGGGAGUCUGAUGCAGUCCCUGCUGAUGUGACUCUUCAAUCCCUUCUGGAGAGUCCCGAUAAAAAUAGAUGGGCUCGUUGUCUUAGCGAGCUCGUGAAAUACGCUGCUGAACUUUGUCCCAGUUCAGUCCAGGAAGCCAAGUUGGAGGUAGUCCAGCGGCUUGCUUUUGUUACACCCAUAGAAUUGGGUGGGAGAUCUAAUCAGUCACAAGAUAGUGAAAAAAAAUUAGAUCAGUGGCUAAUAUAUGCGAUGUUCGCCUGCUCUUGUCCGCCUGAUAUCAGAGAAGCUGGCAGUCUCUCAAGAACUAAAGAUCUUUACUCUCUUAUAUUUCCUUCGCUUAAAUCUGGAACGGAAGCACAUAUACAUGCAGUUACCAUGGCUCUUGGUCGUUCACAUCUGGAGGUCUGUGAUAUCAUGUUUACCGAGCUUGCAUCAUUUCUUGAAGAGAUUUCAAUGGAAACAGAGGGAAAGCCAAAAUGGAAGAGUCAGAAAUCUCGGCGUGAGGAACUCCGAGUUCACAUUGCGAAUAUAUAUCGUACUGUUGCUGAGAAUAUCUGGCCUGGAAUGCUGAGCCGCAAACCAGGUUUCCGUCUUCAUUAUUUGAAGUUCAUCGAGGAAACAGCUAGACAGAUCAUAACUUCAGCGCACGACAGCUUUCAAGAAAUGCAACCUCUCCGCUUUGCCCUAGCUUCUGUGCUGAGAUCACUAUGCCCUGAUAUUGUGGAAUCUAGGUCCGAGAAAUUUGAUGUCAGAACUCGAAAGAGACUCUUUGAUCUACUUCUCUCAUGGUGUGAUGAAACAGGCACUACAUGGGGUGGUCAGGAUGGUGCCAGUGAAUAUCGUCGGGAAAUUGAACGUUACAAGCAAGCUCAGCAAGGUAGGUCAAAGGACUCCGUGGAUAAGAUCUCAUUUGACAAAGAAAUGACUGAACAAGUUGAGGCAAUUCAGUGGGCCUCCUUGAAUGCCAUGGCAUCUUUAUUAUACGGGCCUUGCUUUGAUGAUAAUGCAAGAAAGAUGAGUGGCAAGGUAAUAUCUUGGAUUAAUGGGUUAUUUAUUGAGCCAGCUCCUAGGGCGCCUUUUGGGUAUUCACCAGUGGAUCCAAGAACUCCGUCUUAUUCAAAAUAUACAGGAGAUGGAGGGCGUCCUGCUUCUGGACGGGACCGGCAUAGGGGAUUAAGGGUUUCCCUUGCAAAAACAGCUUUGAAAAAUCUACUUCAAACGAAUCUGGACUUAUUUCCUGCUUGCAUUGACCAGUGCUAUUACUCGGAUGCUGCCAUAGCUGAUGGUUACUUUAGUGUGUUGGCCGAGGUCUACAUGCGCCAAGAAAUUCCAAAAUGUGAAAUUCAGAGACUUCUGAGCCUAAUCCUAUAUAAGGUGGUAGACCCGUCGAGGCAGAUCCGUGAUGAUGCCCUUCAGAUGCUUGAAACCCUAUCAGUUCGCGAGUGGGCCGAGGAGGGUACUGAAGGUUCUGGUAGUUAUCGAGCUGCUGUUGUUGGUAACCUUCCUGACUCUUACCAACAGUUCCAAUACAAGCUCUCUUGCAAGCUUGCCAAAGACCAUCCUGAGCUUAGCCAACUUCUCUGCGAGGAGAUAAUGCAGAGACAACUUGAUGCCGUUGACAUAAUUGCGCAGCACCAGGUGUUAACUUGCAUGGCUCCAUGGAUUGAGAACCUGAACUUUUGGAAACUCAAAGAAUCUGGAUGGAGUGAAAGAUUGUUGAAAAGUCUUUACUAUGUAACUUGGAGGCAUGGGGAUCAAUUUCCUGAUGAAAUUGAGAAGCUUUGGAGCACAAUAGCUAGCAAGCCUAAGAACAUUAGUCCAGUUCUGGACUUCUUGAUCACGAAAGGAAUGGAAGAUUGUGAUUCAAAUGCAUCAGCUGAAAUAAGUGGAGCUUUCGCAACAUACUUUUCAGUUGCCAAACGUGUAGGUUUGUACCUUGCUCGUAUAUGUCCUCAACGAACAAUUGAUCACUUGGUUUACCAGUUGGCUCAGCGAAUGCUGGAGGAUAGUGUGGAACCAAUCAGACCAAGCACGAGUAAAGGUGAUGUUGGAGGCAACUUUUUGUUGGAAUUCUCUCAGGGGCCUACAGCGGCACAAAUUGCAUCUGUUGUUGACAACCAACCUCACAUGUCACCGUUGCUUGUGCGUGGUUCUUUGGACGGUCCACUUAGGAGUACAAGUGGGAGUCUGAGCUGGCGAACAUCAGCAGGCCGAAGCAUCUCAGGUCCACUAAGCCAAAUGCCUCCUGAGAUGAACGUAGUUCCCGUUGGUGCUGCACGGUCAGGGCAACUUCUUCCUGCUAUAGUAAACAUGUCAGGCCCAUUGAUGGGAGUUCGUAGUUCAACUGGCAGCCUCCGUAGCCGCCAUGUAUCACGUGACAGUGGAGACUACUUCAGUGACACGCCGAUAUCGGGUGAGGAUGGAUUGCAUGCUAGUAGCGGGGUCCAUGGUGUCAAUGCUGGAGAUCUCCAAUCAGCUCUUCAAGGGGACCAACACACAUUGACUCAUGCAGAUAUAGCAUUGAUUCUACUAGCAGAGAUUGCUUAUGAAAAUGAUGAGGACUUCCGCGAGCACUUACCUUUGCUAUUUCAUGUAACUUUUGUGUCCAUGGAUAGCUCUGAAGACAUUGUGCUGGAGCACUGCCAACACUUGCUAGUUAAUCUGCUAUACUCUCUUGCUGGUCGACACUUGGAGCUUUAUGAUGUUGAGAACAUUGAUGGAGAAAACAGGCAGCAGGUUGUAAGUUUGAUAAAGUAUGUGCAGUCAAAGCGUGGAAGCAUGAUGUGGGAGAACGAAGACCCCACAGUCGUGAGGACUGAACUUCCUAGUGCAGCGCUACUAUCAGCUCUAGUUCAAAGUAUGGUUGAUGCAAUUUUCUUUCAAGGAGACCUUCGUGAGACAUGGGGUGCGGAGGCCCUAAAAUGGGCAAUGGAGUGCAUGUCCAGGCACCUUGCCUGCCGGUCCCACCAGAUAUACCGUGCAUUACGCCCGACUGUCACAAGUGAUACAUGUGUCUCACUCCUUCGAUGCCUUCACAGAUGCUUAGGGAACCCGACUCCAUCAGUUUUAGGGUUUUCCAUGGAAAUUCUAUUGACGUUGCAAGUAAUGGUGGAGACUAUGGAGCCAGAGAAAGUGAUACUUUACCCCCAACUUUUCUGGGGUUGUGUUGCAAUGCUGCACACGGAUUUUGUCCAUGUUUACUGCCAGGUCCUUGAGCUAUUUGGGCGUGUUAUAGACAGGUUGUCUUUCAGAGAUAGUACCACAGAGAAUGUCCUGCUUUCAAGCAUGCCCCGGGAUGAGCUCGACACCUGCCAUACGGGUGAACAUCAAAGGACGGAGUCGAGAGUUGGAGGCGAGCCUCCAACUUCAAGUGGGAAGGUGCCGGCUUUUGAGGGAGUACAACCUCUUGUGCUCAAAGGACUGAUGUCAACUGUCAGUCAUGGGUAUUCCAUCGAGGUACUGUCACGUAUCACAGUGCACUCAUGCGAUUCCAUAUUUGGGGACGGCGAGACACGGCUCCUCAUGCACAUCACUGGGUUGCUUCCAUGGCUCUGUUUACAGCUCAGCAACGACACCCUUCUUUUUCCUGCUUCCCCACUCCAACAACAAUACCAAAAAGCCUGCUCUGUUGCAGCCAACAUUGCGGUCUGGUGCCGUGCAAAAUCGAUGGAUGAACUAGCAGUAGUGUUUGUAGCCUACUCCCGUGGAGAAAUUACAGCGGUCGACAACCUACUUGCUUGCGUGUCACCACUGUUAUGCCAUGAAUGGUUCCCAAAACACUCGGCUCUGGCUUUCGGUCAUUUGCUUCGGCUUCUUGAGAAGGGGCCAGUCGAAUACCAACGCGUAAUUCUGUUGAUGCUCAAAGCUUUGCUUCAACAUACAGCAAUGGACGCAGCUCAGAGCCCGCAUGUAUAUGCGAUUGUUUCACAACUUGUGGAGAGCACGUUGUGUUGGGAGGCACUGAGUGUGUUGGAAGCCUUAUUGCAGAGCUGCAGCACAUUAACUGGAGCUGCUGCUUCUCAUUCACAUGAUCUAGCGGUGAUGUCAUCAAUAGAAAACAUUGGUUUUGGUGGUCCUACUGAUGACAAACUGCUUGCUCCUCAAAGUUCAUUCAAGGCCAGAAGCGGGCAACUGCAGUUUGGCAUGGCCAUGGGUUCUGGUUUUAUGACGACAAAUCAAGCAAUGUCAGGAACGACAACACAACUUGGUGGUGGUGGUGCAGCUGCUUCUGGUAGUGCAACUGAGACAUCUGGAUUGUCGCAGAGGGAUCUGGCAUUGCAAAAUACUCGCCUAAUUCUUGGACGAGUUCUUGAUACUUGUGCUCUUGGAAGGAGGAGAGAAUAUAGAAGACUUGUACCAUUUGUGACCAGUACGAGGAACCCUUAAAAUGAAAAGAGUUGGGUUUUCAUUGUUAUUACUUGGAAAUGUAGAGAUGAAUGAGAAGUUGUGUAAAAAAAGAAGAAGAAAAGAAUGUACUCUUGCAUAUGUUGAAGUCGUGUUUAAUGGAUACAGCUUCUUGAUUUGUUCCUUCCAAAGUGGAAAAUGAAUGGCAAAUCUAUGUAGUAAUUUAAAGGUCUGCUUUAUUUA